GGUGCAUGACGAUAGCGAAGAUGAUGUAUCCUUAAAGAGAGAGAGUGUCCAUGCUGAGUUGUGAGUUUCUCCUCCCGCGGUAUAAAAGCUCACCUCUCUCCAUCCUGCCGCAGUCUGCAUUCGGUUUAGAGAUGAGCUACCCACUGGACCACCUCUACGGCCACGGAUCCUACCGCAGGACACCGCAGGGCCUCUCUGCCCGGCCUGCCGCUUCCCUCUCCUCCUCCGGCUUCCACUCCCAACGCCGCCGCCAGGCCUACAGCCAGACACCCUCCGCCGACAGCUUGGAGAUCUUUAACGGCGACAUGACUCGGAGGAACGAGAAGGAGAUUCUGCAGACACUCAAUGACCGUUUCGCCGGCUACAUCGAUAAGGUGCGGAACCUCGAGCUGAUGAACUCGAAUCUGGAGCAGGAAGCGGCAGCGCUGCGACAGAGCCAGACCGGGCGCGCUACCGUGGGAGAGCACUAUGAGCGCGAGCUGGGGAACCUGAGGGGUCUGGUUCAGCAGCUGACCGGGGAGAAGGCAUGCGCACUCUUGGAGCAAGACCACCUGGAAGAGGAUAUCCAACAUGUGCGGACCAGGCUCGAGGACGAGGCACGCAGCAGGGAGGAGCUGGAAGCCAAGGCACGCCUAAUGAACAAGUAUGUGGAUGAGUCUGGGCUCGCACGGCUAGAGCUGGACAAGAAGCUGAGCGCGCUGCAGGAAGAAGCAGCGUUCCUGAAGAAGAACCACGAGGAGGAGGUGGCGGAGCUGCUAGCACAGAUCCAGGGUGCACAGGUGAGCUUCGAGGCUCGAGACACAAUCAAGGCGGACGUCACGAACGCCCUGCGGGAGAUCCGCGCUCAGCUGGAUGGACACGCGACCAAGAGCGCAACGCACGCGGAGGAAUGGUUCAAAGUGCGUAUGGAGCGGUUGGCAGAUGCAGCUCACUCUAACACAGAUGCGAUCCGUGGUGCCCAGGAUGAGAUAGCAGAGUACAGACGGCAGCUGCAGAGCCGCACCAUCGAACUGGAGACCCUCAGAGGAACCAAGGACUCACUGGAGAGACAAUGCAUGGAGACUGAGGACAGACACCAUGGAGAUAUCCACUCACUACAGGAGACUAUUCGUCAGCUGGACGGUGAACUGAAGAGUACUAAGUGGGAGAUGGCCAGCCAGCUGAGAGAAUACCAGGAGCUGCUGAACGUCAAGAUGGCUCUGGACAUAGAGAUAGCAGCCUACAGGAAGUUGCUGGAAGGGGAGGAGACUCGGUUCAUACCUGGGCCAAGCCUGUACUCCUACUCCUCUGCCCACCUGAAGCUGAAGGGGGAGGAGCUCUCAGACACAGUCAUACUGGAGGAACAGACGGAUGAGACACAGGUCACUGAGGUGACAGAGGAAGCAGAAGAUGAGGAAGAGGAAAAGGGAGAGGAGACAGAAAAGGAAGAAGAGAAGGAGGAAGAGGAAGAGGGAGAAAAGGAGGAGGAAGAGGAUGAGACCAAAGCUGAGGAAGAAGAGGGAGAAGGAAAGGGAGUUGAGGAUAAGGGGGGAGAGGAAGUGGAGGCAGGUGAGGAGAAAGAGGAAGAGAAGUCUAAGUCACCUGAAAAGGCUGCUUCGUCUCCAUCCAAAUCUCCCCAAUCUCCCCCCAAAACCCUCCAGCCCAAAUCACCUGCCCCCAAAUCACCUGAAUCAAAAUCUCCCCUCCCCAAAUCACCCGCCAAAUCUCCUGCCCCCAAAUCACCUGCCCCCAAAUCACCUGAAUCCAAAUCACCCCAAGCCAAAUCUCCCCUCCCCAAAUCACCUGCCAAAUCUCCCCUCCCCAAAUCACCCACAGCUGUGAAAUCACCAACAUCUACAUCUCUCCCCAGCAAAUCCCCAGAGUCUAAGUCUCCCACUCCCAAAUCCCCUCUCCCAAAGUCUCCUGAACCCAAGUCCCCCAUCCAGGAGAAGGCCAAGCCCCCUGCAGAAGACAAACUGGCCAAGCAGGAGAAGAAAGAGAAGGAACAACCCCAGCCUGUAAAGGAGGAAAAGAAACAAGAGCCAGAACCCAAGGAGAAGGAGAAAUGUGAGAGCCAGCCUAAAGAGGAGAAGGUUGAGGAGAAGACAGACAAACCAGAUCCCAAGGAGAGCAAGCCAGAUGAGAAUCCCAAGAUUGAGACCCCAACACCUGCCCCCCCUGCUGCCACCCCGGCCAAGCCUGUAGAGGAAAAGCCCGCCCCCGCCAAGGAGAGCCACGGCCCUGCUAAGAGAGAAGAGGAGAAACAAGCCAAAACAGAUGACACACCCCAGGUAGAGGUGAAGCCUGCCCCCAAAGAAUCACCACAGAAAACAGAGAGCACAAAGGAGAAGAAAGCAGAGCCCAAAGAGGAGGUGAAGGAGGAGGAUAAGAAGGAGGACAAGAAGGAGGCCUCUAAAGCAUCUGACAGUAAAGAGGCAAAGGAUACGAAGGAGGUAGGGAAGGCAGAGAAGGACAAGAAAUCUUCUGGCACUGAAGUCAUAGACGAGAAAUCUCCUGGCACUGAAGUCAAAGACGAGAAAUCUUCUGGCACUGAAGUCAAAGACGAGAAAUCUUCUAGCACUGAGGUCAAAGACGAGAAAUCUUCUGGCACUGAAGUCAAAGACGAGAAAUCUUCUGGCACUGAAGUCAAAGACGAGAAAUCUUCUGGCACUGAAGUCAAAGACGAGAAAUCUUCUGGCACUGAAGUCAAAGACAAGAAAUCUUCUAGCACUGAGGUCAAAGACGAGAAAGCCAAGAAGUGAGUCACUAACACGCUGCAUAUGAGCCAGGAGAAGAGAGACGCCAAGGAACUAUCGGGAGGUGGGGGGGGGGGGGGGGGGGCUUCUGAAGCCCUAAGCAGCCUUUGUAAAGGGAAGCCAAAGGGAAGCAGAACAGAGCAGGAGACAAACAGUAAAACAAACAAAGCAAUAGCUUUUCUCUAGUUACUAUCCCCCGGGUACUCAACCCUGAUAUGAUGCUUCUUCUAAUCUAUGACUGUAGUGAAUGCAGAAUGCUCUAAACUCUAUCUGAAUUGUAUCUAUAUAAUUGCCCGUAAAUAAUAAGUGCAUUAAAACAGCAGCUUUGCCUUGGCUGGGAGCACAGCACAGGGCUAUGCACCUUCUAAAGCCUUCAAGGGUAACAAUGUCAACAAAUGUCUAUAAAAGAUUGUGACAGAUCAAUAUAUUGUACUGUAUGUGUAUAUUUAUGAAGAUAUAAAUGUGUAUAUUAUAUUAACAACUAUAAAAAGCAGAGAAAGACUACAAACCUGCUCAUUGUGCAUCUUAAACAGCUCCCUGUCUGAUGGUUGUGCUGACUCACUGUGCUGUGGUCAGUAAUGAUACCUAGGCCAGUGAGGAGAACUCUGAAGUCAGGGAUGACUGUUCUAUGUAUAAACUGCUGAGAGUAUGCAAUACAAACAGAUGAAAUAAUAAAAGUUAAA
Messenger RNA from Oncorhynchus gorbuscha (pink salmon), 3418 nucleotides. RefSeq names its product neurofilament heavy polypeptide-like. Gene Ontology annotation, biological process: axon development. Gene Ontology annotation, cellular component: neurofilament; axon. The transcript is spliced from 4 exons. Gene Ontology annotation, molecular function: structural constituent of postsynaptic intermediate filament cytoskeleton. The record is from RefSeq and is a predicted model, not a curated record. Lineage: Eukaryota; Metazoa; Chordata; Actinopteri; Salmoniformes; Salmonidae. The coding region runs from base 51 to 2741 and encodes 896 amino acids.